AUGGUGCUUUGGGGGGCUUACCUGCUCCUCUGCCUCUUAUCCCUCCUGCCCCAGGUCAUGGCCGAGCCACCAACCCCCAAGGCCAAGAAGGCAGCAACUGCCAAGAAAGACAUCACGAUCCCGAAGGUACUUGAGGAGUUCAAGAAUAGGCUGGACAGCCUGGCCCAGGAGGUGGCCCUGCUGAAGGAGCAACAGGCUCUGCAGACAGUCUGCCUGAAGGGCACCAAGGUGCACAUGAAGUGCUUCCUGUCCUUUGCCCAGGCCAAGACCUUCCAUGAGGCGAGCGAGGAUUGCAUCUCCCGCGGGGGCACCCUGGGCACCCCGCAGACGGGCUCGGAGAACGAUGCCAUCUACGAGUACUUGCACCAGAGCUUGGGCGCCGAGGCCGAGAUCUGGCUAGGCAUCAACGAUAUGGCGGACGAGGGGGUCUGGGUUGACCCGACCGGUGGAAGCAUCUCUUACAAGAACUGGGAGACCGAGAUCACCGCGCAGCCGGACGGCGGGAAGGCAGAGAACUGCGCCGCCUUGUCAGGCGCGGCCGCCGGCAAGUGGUUUGACAAGCGCUGUCGCGACCAGCUGCCCUACAUCUGCCAGUUCGGGAUCGUGUAG
Messenger RNA from Orycteropus afer afer, 609 nucleotides. It is a transcript of the gene CLEC3B, whose product is annotated as C-type lectin domain family 3 member B. Bases 1 to 609 code for a protein of 202 amino acids. Gene Ontology annotation, biological process: ossification; bone mineralization. The transcript is spliced from 3 exons. The record is from RefSeq and is a predicted model, not a curated record. Lineage: Eukaryota; Metazoa; Chordata; Mammalia; Tubulidentata; Orycteropodidae.